AUGUACUAUGGUCUUGUCCCGAAGCUCUUGCAAACGGUUUCCCAUGCGGCACUCAUGUUUGCCUUCUACGAAAAGAUACACUGGGUGAUCCGCAAACUGUCGAGGCGUGGAGCUUCUCAACUUCGCAAGAUGAAACGCUUGAGGAAUUGGUAA
Cladocopium goreaui is the source of this 153-nucleotide messenger RNA. NCBI's taxonomy places the organism in Eukaryota, Dinophyceae, Suessiales, Symbiodiniaceae. The record is from the annotation of a GenBank genome assembly.